This is a messenger RNA of Leucoraja erinaceus (little skate), 2296 nucleotides long. RefSeq names its product X-prolyl aminopeptidase 3, mitochondrial (gene xpnpep3). The record is from RefSeq and is a predicted model, not a curated record. The coding region runs from base 116 to 1630 and encodes 504 amino acids. Gene Ontology annotation, molecular function: metalloaminopeptidase activity; manganese ion binding. NCBI's taxonomy places the organism in Eukaryota, Metazoa, Chordata, Chondrichthyes, Rajiformes, Rajidae. The transcript is spliced from 10 exons. Gene Ontology annotation, cellular component: mitochondrion.
ACCGGGCGGAGGGGAUCCUCGCCCAAUGACAGGGAAGAACAAACAUGGAGAACCCGCGGAGAUUUGAUCCCGAGUUCUAGAUCUAACGAGUUAUAAAUGAAGGCGCGGAUUGAUAAUGAUUCCCCAAACUGUCAGAAACAUCAGUUCUGCUGCAAAGACUCUCAGGAUUCAAGGAUGUAUAACCUGCCUCUACAAGAGAUUUUCCAUCAUGCCAUCUGGGCAGAAGAGUCUCCCCACUCGUUAUCUUGGGCAGCCCAGUCCUUUUACACACCCCCAUCUUCUCAAGACAGGUGAGGUCACUCCUGGGUUGACACAGAUAGAAUAUGCACUGCGUCGGCACAAACUGCUAAGCCUCGUCCAGAAAGAAGCCGAGACCUUAGGAUCUUCUGACCACGCCAUUAUUCUGCUGUCCCACCCCACAUACUACAUGACGAAUGACAUCCCAUUUUCAUUCCACCAGAACACAAACUUCCUCUACCUCUGUGGCUUUCAAGAGCCAGACAGCAUUCUGCUGCUCCACACUAUCCCUGGAAUGAGCCUGCCUUCCCAUAAAGCCGUCCUUUUUGUGCCAAGGAGGAACGAAAGCCGAGAGCUAUGGGAUGGCCCACGAUCGGGGGUAGAUGGUGCUGUUGCCCUGACAGGAGUGGAUGAGGCCUAUAAUAUGGCAGAAUUCAGACAAUAUUUGCAACAGUUCAAAGAUGAAGGGUGCACGCUGUGGUAUGACAAUGAGUCACCUGUCCACUCAGUGUUACAUUCAGACUAUCUGCAGCCCUUUGUAGAUAUCAAGACUAAGAGCAAGAAUGUGGUCAAACCGGUGCGGGUUCUUGUCCAGUAUCUGCGACACAUCAAGUCAGACACGGAGAUUGAACUCAUGAAGAUGGCUGCAAAGAUCACCUCAGAGGCAAUGAGCAGCACAAUGUUUUCAACCACAUCUCCAGUUAAUGAAUCCUAUCUUUAUGCAAAGUUUGACUUUGAGUGCCGAGCUCGAGGAGCAGAUCUCCUGGCCUAUCCUCCCGUUGUAGCUGGUGGCAAUCGUAGCAAUAUUCUGCAUUAUGUGAAAAAUAACCAGCUGGUUCAGGAUGGGGAACUGGUUUUGUUGGAUGGAGGGUGUGAAUAUUCUGGCUAUGUCAGUGAUGUCACUCGAACCUGGCCUGUUAAUGGAAGAUUUACAACGCCUCAGUCUGAGCUGUAUCAGGCCACCCUUGAUGUUCAUAAGUCCUGCCUGAGUCUCUGCACUCCUGGGAUCAGUCUGGAGAACAUCUAUGCUUUCAUGUUGAAUCAUCUGGGACAGAAGCUCAAGGACGUGGGAGUUCUGCAGGAGAAAUGCAAGGAUGAUAUUUACAAGACUGUUCGCAGGUACUGCCCGCACCAUGUAGGACAUUACUUGGGGAUGGAUGUCCAUGACACGCCAGAUAUCUCACGAUCUAUAGCCCUGCAGCCUGGCAUGGUGGUGACCAUCGAACCUGGAAUAUAUAUCCCAGAAAAUGACACCUCUGCUCCACCAAGGUUUCGGGGAAUUGGAAUUCGGAUUGAGGACGAUGUGUUGAUAACGGAUGAGGAGCCGGUUAUUCUUUCUGCUGACUGCCCGAAGGAAUUGCCAGAAGUAGAAAAGAUCCUGAACUGUCAUUAACAAGCAAAUCCUGAAAACCUCAUCAAUUCAUGAUAUUAUAAUGCGGGAAGUGACAGGGAAAGGUCACAAAUGAAUCCAACACUUUUGCUCAGUCAAUGAUGGCUCUGUGUGUAAGAAUGUCACCACCUUAUAGUCUGGUCUGUCCAAAUGUGUAAAACCACAGUAAUAUAUACACUGCAAGUUGGAAUUCCAAGCACUCAUGUAUUGUCUGAAGGUAGGAGCAAUGUUUGAAAUGGAUAGGAAAGGAACCAUUGCACCUGCCCCGUAAAAGCAAAGGAGUCUCGAAAUUCCCAGUAACCGCUGUCUACCAGUGAGCAUCCUUUUUUUUUCCCGGGGAACUGGACCACUAUAAUGUGAACCCAUCAGGAAAAUGUCCAUGUAUAGACUGUGAAUGAUAAAGUGAUCAGGCAAAGGUGGAUGAUAAAGCUUCUCGACUCUUAUGUGGAGUAACCUUGCCUCGAAUUAGUGUCAGAUGUCAGCUGGCCAAGAAGAUUGACAUCAAUCGACUCUUCAGGAAAAGUUAUUAUUAUGUAAAGACCUUUGUUAACAAUUCACUGAUAAUAUUGUUUCCAUGAAUGUCUGAACUUACCGAAUGUUUAAAUAUAAAGAACCCAACUAAGCAGGUACUGGAAAUCUGAAAUACAAACCAUAAAAUGCAGGAAAUAU